AUGGCACAUGGUCGCGGCGACUGUGACCCCGACGAAGAGUUCCUGGAUCGCCUGGCCAAAAAGACCAGCUUCUACGACCAGCCGUCUGCGCCGCCAGAGACGCUCAACCUGCCUUCCGCCUCGCUGGAUGGGCUGGCGGAUGUGCAGGUGGAGGAGCAUGAGCUUGAGAAGGAGGGGCCAUAUUUGCUGCAAGUAGUGGCGCCGCCGCAGGACCCCGAGGCGGCGGCGGCGGAGAAGGCGCGGCGGGCAGAGGUGGAGAAGCGCGAGGCGCGCUUUGCGUCGCUGUUUGACGGCAGGUCGUCCGGCGGCGCCGAGCAGACGGGCGUGCCAGAGAACCUCAAGUUCUCCCAGCUGAGCCGCUCGUCGGCGCCGCAACCGCUGCCCGACGUGGGCACCAAGGCUGCGUCUGCUGAGGAGGAGGCGCUGCGUGCCGAGGACGAGGCGCGGCGCGCGGCCUGGGCGGAGCUCAACGCGAUACGCGCGGCGGAGACCGAGGCGGGGGCGCGGUACAAGCGGGCGUACGCCCAGUUUGUGGCCACCUGGGGCCACCGCGGCGCGGAGCUGCGCGAGUGA
Chlorella variabilis is the source of this 573-nucleotide messenger RNA. RefSeq names its product expressed protein. The transcript is spliced from 6 exons. The record is from RefSeq and is a predicted model, not a curated record. Lineage: Eukaryota; Viridiplantae; Chlorophyta; Trebouxiophyceae; Chlorellales; Chlorellaceae. The coding region runs from base 1 to 573 and encodes 190 amino acids.